CUUCCCGCUUUCUUUGACGUAAAAGGGUAUUACGAAUUCCAGGGACCGGGUUCCGAUAUAGCUCUUGGUGUUGUUUAUUUAUAUACUUAUAUCCUGGCCGACGAGCCUGCGAUUUAUAGGAAGAGCUUUAAGUGAGACAACUACUACAAGUUGAAGAUUAGUUGCUGGCUGGCUGGUUGAUUGGUAGCUUGGGACGUGCGACUCAGACACGUCCUAAACGGCGUCUUUAAGAAGAAGGCAGAGAUAUAACUUAUAAGAGCAAGGAAAAGGAGAAUAUCUCGCCCUAUCUCUCCUGCCUGUUGCUCACUUGCAACGAUGGGGGGCAUCACAGUUGUCGCAAGCGGCAAUGGCGAAGUUACUACAUAUCCCGAGUCAAGAGUGCUCAUCAUCAUCACCGGAGGCACGAUAUGCAUGCAGCCAUCGGCGAGCGGCCUCGUGCCCGUCGAUGGAUUUUUAGAUAAUGCUAUGGCGCCGCGUCUAUCGUUCAACGAUAUGUCAGAAAGAGUCCCGUUACCCGCGGUUAAAGAUGGGGUUAAGGUUACCAUCGAUAGCUUGCGCACACCGCCGAGUUCAUACUCGAGACAUAUCCGCUAUGGCGCUCUCGAAUUCUCACCGCUGCUAGACUCUUCCAGUAUAAGCAGCAUCGGCUGGACCCAGAUCGCUACGACUAUCAAAGCCAAUUAUCACUUAUUCGAUGGUUUUGUGGUACUCCAUGGAACUGACUCUCUGUCUUAUACGGCUUCGGCUUUGUCUUUUAUGAUGGAAGAUCUAGGUAAACCGGCAAUCUUGACCGGGUCUCAAGCACCCAUCUUUGCACUCCAGUCAGACGCUGUCGAUAAUUUACUCGGCUCCCUCAUCAUAGCCGGCACCUUCACAAUCCCCGAGGUGUGCUUAUUCUUCCACCACACACUGUUCCGCGGAAAUCGCACGACCAAGGUUUCCGCAUCCUCGUUCGAUGCUUUCGCUAGUCCCAACUGCGCGCCUCUAGCCAAGGUUACCAGCCUCGGUGUCGACGUGAACUGGUCGCUCGUACGGCGGCCGACUAAGAUAGCACAGUUCCGCGUCACGUCGUACGUGGACACCGCACAUGUAGCUUGCGUGCGCAUCUUCCCGGGCAUCAAGCCUGAGAUGGUGGACUCGGUGCUUCGUGUGCCGCACCUACGCGGGUUGAUCCUCGAAACAUUCGGGAUGGGUAAUGCACCCGAAGGCGUUGACGGUAGUCUGACUAAAGUAAUUUCCGAAGCCGUCCAACGCGGCAUCAUCAUUGUUAACGUCAGCCAAUGCGCAAACGGCUUCGUAUCGCCGCUGUACGCACCUGGGUUCGCGCUCGGUCGUGCCGGUGUAGUCUUUGGCCACGAUCUUACUUCUGAAGCCGCACUCACUAAGCUCUCGUACCUCCUCGCGCUACUUCCCGGACCUGACGGCGAGGGAGAUAACGCAGCAGAGAUCACAGCGCGCAUGAGCCGGUCGAUCCGCGGCGAACUCACCGAACUCGCCGCAACGACGUCCUUCGCACACCCAUCAGGCGACCUGGAUACCUCGUGGGCGGAGCGUCUGACCGGAGCAGAGGCGGCGUUCGCGGCACUGGGAUAUACAAUCGCGACGGGAAAUCUACAGGCUACUAUCGAGAUCCUGGAAGCCGCAGACCGCGACGAGGGCGAGGGUCCGAUGGUGCUACUGCGGCAUGCAGAUUACAUGGGUAACACCGCGGUGCAUCUCGCAGCACUGGGACCGGAACCGGCGAUACUAGAGGAAUUGCUGGUCAGGGGGGCGAGCGUGCACCCGCGUAACCGCGCGAAUAACACGCCGAUGUUUCUGGCGCAGAGGGCUAAGAGCGAGGAGUGUAUAAGGCUAUUGAGGGAGGCCGGAGGGAUGUUAUGGGAAGAGGAAAAGGGGGUAGACGGGGUUGAGAAAGGGGGCGUGGUGGCUUGAUCUUAGCAUGGCUUCAGUCGCGGUAGUUUACUGUUUCGUUGUUACUAUUAGGUUGAGUAAGAUGAUGCGUGUUAGAUAGAUACUCGGUAAUACAGUAUGGGGGAUAUGGUAUAUGGUAUAUGGUAUAUGGUAUAUGGUAUACUAGGCGCGAUAGAAAGGAUAGAUUGGGUCGGGUUACUAUAUCAUAUACAAGUUAGGCGCGUGGUAUUGACAGUGUUCAUUUAGCACUCAGGGGGUCGGCACCUUAUGUGCGGCGAUGGGAUUAUUUAUAAAAGUUAUUUGCCUAACC
Molecule: messenger RNA, 2221 nt
Organism: Daldinia decipiens
Lineage: Eukaryota; Fungi; Ascomycota; Sordariomycetes; Xylariales; Hypoxylaceae
Product: asparaginase-domain-containing protein
Exons: 4
Coding region: 316-1932 (538 amino acids)
Molecular function (GO): asparaginase activity; protein binding
Source: RefSeq, a predicted model, not a curated record